Prorocentrum cordatum is the source of this 1194-nucleotide messenger RNA. The record is from the annotation of a GenBank genome assembly. NCBI's taxonomy places the organism in Eukaryota, Dinophyceae, Prorocentrales, Prorocentraceae.
AUGCGGGCGAUUCCGGCGGCCGCCGUUGUCCUGCUGUUGCCGGCCGGCUGCGUGUCCCUUGGCCAGCUGUCCAUCGGGGGCCAGCAGUCCGUGCGGGACACGGAGGACUUCAGCGAGCUCUACAAAGACUUCGACGCCGACGUGCAGGCGCUCCUGCGCGGCGGCACCGGCGGUGCGGGCGACCCGCUCCUCGAGGGCCCCUCCACGUACGUGCUGGAGGAGCCCGGCAGAAUGCAGCAGGACGGCCCGGCCCAGACCGAGCCGGGGAGCCAGCCGCAGGGGCUGGCAGCCGACGACCUGGCGUCGGAGGACGCCCAGCUGGCCGCCGACCUGGCGGAGCCGGUCGUCGCUGGCGCCGGGGCCGCGCUGGCCGAGACGUCGCCGCAGGCCCCCGGCGACUCGGCGCUGCCCCCCGAGCAGGGCGCCGGCGCGGAGGCGCCGGAGCGGGCCGCCGGAGGCGCGGAGAUCUCGGCCGAGCCGCUGGGGGAGCCGAGUGCGGACGAGGCGCCCCCCGCGGUGGCCCUGGAGGCUCUGCCGCUGGUGCCCGGGAUCCCCGAGGCGGCCCCGGCGGUGGCGCUGCAGGCCCUGCCCAUGGUGCCCGGGGGCCCGCGGCCUCCCUCGGCCUCGGCGGUUGCGCUGGAGGCCCUGCCCAUGGUGCCCGGGGCCCCGCGGGCUCCCGCGCAGGAGCGGCGCACCGUUUCCCCCGUGGAUCUCCACAACCAGGAGCUGACCACAGAGACCAUGGAGGAGGCGCCACCCAACCUCGACGACAUCCUGGCCCGCACGGAGAAGAUCGCAACGAUCUUGGCCCAGGACUCUGGCACGCUCGCGGUGGAGCUGAGCGAGCUGACGAGGAAGCUCAAGGCCAGCCGGGCCGGCGCGCAGCGCACCCUGGCCGCCGAGGCCACGCCGCCGUCCAUCCCCGCCAGCGACCUGGAGCAGGGGCCGACGCCCGAUCGGCCCGGCGGCGCAGACGCAGGGAAAGAUAAGGAGAAGGAGAAGAGCGGCGGCGGCUGGCUUGAGAAAUCGACCAUCAGCAGCCCCAUUCUGACGCUGAACCACCAGCUUGCGGACUACCCCACGUACAUGUUCUGGUCCGGGGUGGGGCUACUCUCCAUCAUCGUAUGCUGCUCGUGCUGCGUCCGCCCGAUGAUGCGUCGGCGGCAAGAGGCGAGGGACGGCCGCCUGCUGUGA